Molecule: messenger RNA, 1931 nt
Organism: Merops nubicus (carmine bee-eater)
Lineage: Eukaryota; Metazoa; Chordata; Aves; Coraciiformes; Meropidae
Gene: LSS
Product: lanosterol synthase (2,3-oxidosqualene-lanosterol cyclase)
Exons: 19
Biological process (GO): triterpenoid biosynthetic process; cholesterol biosynthetic process
Cellular component (GO): lipid droplet
Molecular function (GO): lanosterol synthase activity
Source: RefSeq, a predicted model, not a curated record
GUCUCCUCAUCACUUGCUACACUUGCAAGAUCCAGCUGCCGGAGGGGUUUCGGAAAGAGAUGGCACGCUAUCUUCGCUCUGUGCAGCUCCCAGAUGGAGGCUGGGGCUUACAUGUGGAAGACAAAUCGACCGUGUUUGGCACAGCACUGAACUAUGUAGCCCUAAGGAUCCUGGGGCUCGGACCAGAUGACCCUGACAUUGUACGGGCCCGUGUCAACUUGCACAGCAAAGGAGGUGCUGUGGGAAUCCCUUCCUGGGGGAAGUUCUGGCUGGCUGUCUUGAAUGUUUACAGCUGGGAGGGAAUGAACACGCUUCUCCCAGAGAUGUGGCUGCUUCCUACGUGGUUCCCAGCCCACCCGUCCCGGCUCUGGUGUCACUGCCGCCAGGUCUACCUCCCCAUGAGCUACUGCUACGCCAGGCGUCUGUCAGCGGAAGAGGACGAGCUUAUACGGAGCUUGCGGCAGGAGCUGUAUGUGCAAGACUACACCAGCAUAGACUGGCCAGCGCAGAGGAACAAUGUGGCUGCCUGUGAUGUGUACACCCCACACAGCUGGCUGCUGGGGGUUGCCUAUGCUGUCAUGAACGUGUACGAAGCCCACCACAGCACUGGCCUACGGCAGCGAGCCGUCGCAGAGCUGUAUGACCACAUCAAAGCUGACGACAGAUUCACCAGGUGCAUCAGCAUUGGGCCGAUUUCCAAAACGCUCAACAUGCUGGUUUGCUGGUUUGUGGAUGGGAAGAACUCCCCAGCUUUUCAGGAGCAUAUUUCCAGGAUCCCUGACUAUCUCUGGCUGGGCCUCGACGGCAUGAAGAUGCAGGGCACAAAUGGAUCCCAGCUCUGGGAUACUGCCUUUGCCAUCCAAGCCUUCUUGGAGGCAGAUGCCCAGAAGAUGCCUGAAUUCACAUCCUGCCUCCAAAAUGCCUAUGAGUUCCUCAGGUUCACCCAGAUCCCGGAGAACCCACCUGACUACCAGAAAUAUUAUCGCCAUAUGAACAAGGGUGGCUUCCCCUUCAGUACCCGAGACUGUGGCUGGAUUGUGGCGGACUGCACGGCAGAGGGGCUGAAGUCAGUUAUGCUGCUGCAGAAGUGCCCCUUCAUAGCCCAGCUUGUACCCCCUGAGCGCCUCUUUGAUGCUGUGAAUGUGGUAAGUGCUACAAAGAUUAGGGCCAAGGGAAAUGUGGCCAGAUAAACUGAGCGAGGUGGCCACUUGCUGGAGCUGCUUAACCCCUCAGAGGUGUUUGGAGACAUCAUGAUAGACUACACCUAUGUGGAGUGCACGUCGGCUGUCAUGCAGGCACUGAGACACUUCCACAAUGAGUUUCCUGAGCACAGAGCCGCAGAGAUCAGGGAAACUCUUCAGAAGGGCCUGGACUUCUGUCGCAAGAAGCAGCAAGCUGAUGGGUCAUGGGAGGGGAGCUGGGGGGUUUGUUUCACUUAUGGCACCUGGUUUGGUCUGGAGGCGUUCGCCAGUAUGCAGCACACAUACCGCAGUGGGUCUGCAUGCCAAGAGGUGGCCCAGGCCUGCCAGUUCCUUGUCUCCAAGCAGAUGGCAGACGGCGGGUGGGGAGAGGACUUUGAGUCAUGCGAGCAGCGCACGUACGUGCAGAGUGCUGUGUCACAGAUCCACAACACGUGUUGGGCCCUGCUGGGGCUCAUGGCUGUCAGGUACCCUGACAUUGACGUGCUGGAAAGGGGCAUCAAAUUGUUGAUUGAUAAGCAGCUGCCCAAUGGGGACUGGCCUCAGGAGAACAUUGCUGGGGUAUUCAACAAGUCGUGUGCCAUCAGUUACACUGCGUACCGCAAUGUCUUCCCCAUCUGGACGCUGGGGCGCUUCUGCCGGCUGCAUCCCAGCAGCCCUCUUGCUGGGCAACUGCAAUCCACAUCUGCAGCUGUGGUGGGGAAGACCAUGCAGGAGAUCUUAUCUGCCUGA